AUGUUACGUCGACAAUUAUUUUUUCUUUAUUUAUUUCUCUUAUUUACUGGUAUAUUUGCUCAGAAAUAUGGUUCUAAUAUUCAAAAUGAUGAUGAUGAUGAUGAUGAAGAAAAACUUCAAUCAUUAAAUAAAAAACGAUUAUCAAUUAAUAACGAUAAAUUAUCUUCAAAUAAUAGAGCUAAUAAUAAUGAUAAUAAUCAACAAUCAGGUGUUGGUAAUCCAUCACAAGUACGUUUAUCAAACCGUCGUUCAACAUCAACACCAAUUGCUAGUAGUAAUGAAUGUAAAACUGAUGUACAAAAAUAUUGUAAUAAAGGAAGUCAACAAAUACUUUCAAAUUUAAAAGUAUUACAAUGUAUAGAUGAUCUUGAUAAUGCUGCAAAUUUAAUUAGUAUUGAUUGUCAACAUCUUAUUUAUAAAUUUAAAUAUAAUAUGACACAUGAUUCACGUUUUGAUGAUGCAGCUGAAAAACAAUGUUCAAAAGAUAUACAAUUAUUUGAUGAAUGUGAAAAACUUAUUGGUACACGUGGUUCUGGUCGUCUUGUUUCAUGUUUAUAUGAUUAUUUACCUAAUAUAACUGAACCAAGUUGUCGUUAUUUUAUUAAUCAAUUACAAGCUGUUGUUUUUAAUGAUUGGCGUUUAACAGAAUAUUUUACUGAUGCAUGUAUGGAUGAUAUUAAAAAAUUAGAAUGUGGACGUUUAGAUGAUGAUAAUCAAGCUUUACCACAUGAACAAGGUGCUGUUAUUUCAUGUUUAUCACAAAAACAUAAUCAAUUAAAUGAAAAAUGUCGAAAAGAAAUAUUUCGUUUAGCUGAAAUGCAAUCAGAUGAUUAUCAUCUUGAUCGUGCUUUAUUUUAUGCAUGUCGUGAUGAUCGAGAACGUUUAUGUGGUCAAGUUUCAAGUGGUAAUGGUCGAGUUUAUCGUUGUCUUUAUGAUCAAAAAUUUAAUAAUAUGAUGUCACCAGCUUGUCGUAAAGAAGUUCAUCGACGACAAUCAUUAGUCGUUGCAAAUGUAAAAAUGGAUGCACCAUUAAUUCGAGCAUGCAGUAGUGAAAUGCGUGAACAUGAAUGUUCUAUUGAUCCUGAACAAGGUGAUCAAAGAUCAUCGUUAGUUAAAUUACUUUUAUGUCUUGAAGAUACAUUAAAACGAGGUAAACAAAUUCAAGAUGAAUGUCGACGUGAAAUGCUUGUUCAUCGUCGUAUGUUAAUGUCUGAUUAUGCUCUAUCACCUGAACUUCAAAGUGAAUGUAAAACUGAAAUGACACAAUAUUGUCCAUUAUUAUAUCAACAAGGUGUUAGUGGUACAAUUGAUAAACGUGGUGGUCGAAUGAUUCAUUGUUUAUUAGCUGCUGCACGAAAAGAAAAAAAAUUUAGUACUCAAUGUUUAUCAGUUGUUAAUUCAUUAGUACGUGCUGUUGAUCCUGGUAGUGAUAUACGAGCUGAUCCAUUACUUGAAACAGCAUGUCGACCUGUUAUUGAUACAUUAUGUCCACGAAUGAAACCUGGUGAUUCAAAUGUUAUUUUAUGUUUAUUAGAUAAUUUAAAAAAUACUCGUAUGACAGAAGAUUGUGAAGAUCGUCUUAUGGAAGUUGCUUACUUUUUAGCACGAGAUUGGAGAUUAACACCGAGAUUAUUACGUACAUGUCGAGAAAAUCUUGUAACUUAUUGUCGUCUUCCACCAGAUUGGUCAAUGAAACAAGAUAUAAAUGGUCCUCAAGUUGGAGUGUAUUUAAGUUGUUUAUAUCAACAACGACAACAACUUGAUAGAGAAUGUCUAAGUGAAUUAAAACGUAUUAUGCAUAUUCGAACACAAUCUAUUGGUUUAAUGCCUGAAAUUGAAGAUAAUUGUUUAACAGAUUUAGCAACAUGUAAAAAUCCAGAAAUUAAAGGAGAAGAAUUUAAAUGUUUACAAAAGAAAUAUAAAACUCUUGAAGAUAAAUGUAAAGAUGCAGUUCGAAAUUAUACACAAAUGACAAUGUCGGAUCCAACACUUGAUUUUCUUCUUAUGAAAGCAUGUGAACCAAUGAUUCAAACAUUUUGUGCAAAUGUUGAAGCUGGAAAUGAAAAUUAUUUAAUACGUUGUUUAAUUAAACAUAAAAAUGAACAACAAAUGGAUUUUCGUUGUAAAGCUGGUAUUGAUCAUCAUCAAAUAACAAGUAUGCAAGAUGAAGCAUUUUUAAGUCAACAAUUUCGAAAAAAAUGUACACAAGAAAUUAAUGAACAUUGUACAGGAAGAAAAACAAAAGCUGGUGUUGUUCAAUGUCUUGCUGAUUUAAUGUUACAGGAUGUAUUAAAAAAACAAAAUAAAAUAACUGAAGAUUGUCGUGAUGAACUUAAAUUUGAACUUCUUCAACGAAGUGAAAGUAUUGAUUUUGAUCCAUCAUUAGCUAAAGCAUGUCGAAAAGAUAUACAAAAAUUUUGUUCUGAUCAUACACCAGGAAAUGCUCAGAUUCUUGAUUGUCUAAAAGAUAAUCAAAAUAAAGUAUCACAAUUAUGUUAUACUAAAUUAAGAAAACGUGAAAAACUUGAUGUUAUUCUACCAGAAAAUGAUUAUAGUCUUAUGUCAAAAUGUGCAACUAUUAUACAAAAAUAUUGUUCAAAUGAAAAGAAACAAAAUAUUUUAUCAUGUUUACGACGUAAUGCUAAUCAAGAUGCUAUGCCAAUGGCAUGUCGAAGAAUUUUAUAUCAUCGUUUAAUGGUUCUUAAUAGUGAUGCUCGUUUUAAUCAAGGUUUAAUUGAUAAUUGUCAACGAGAUAUUAAUAAAUAUUGUCAUUCAGAAGUUGUUGAAAAUAAUGAUGAUGAUAAAGAUUCUGAUGAAGAUAAAGAUGAUAAUGAUGAUAAUAAUAAUAAUACAGGAAAAGAUGAUCGUACAAAUGAUAAUAAUGAUGAAAUAACUGAUCGUGAAAUGGGUGGUAGAAUUAUUCAAUGUUUACGUACAAAAUAUACUGAUACAUCAAUUACAUUAGAAUCACAAUGUGUAUCAGAAUUAGUUGAUGUUAUACAAACAUCAAAACUUGAUGUUAAAAUUGAUAUUAAACUAUAUCAAAGUUGUCGAAAAUUACUUAAUAAUCAAUGUACUGGUAUGGAUCAAGAAGAUUGUUUAAAAUUACUUUAUCAACAAAAUAAAAUUAAUGAUGAUGUUUGUAUUGAACAAAUAAAACGUAUUAUAAGAGAAGGACAAGCUGAUAUACAUGUUGAUCGUGCUUUAUCAUUUGCAUGUCAAGCUGAUGUUUUAAAAUAUUGUAAUGAUAUUCCUAUAGGAAGUGGAAAACAAUUACAAUGUUUAUUAGGUAUGGGUAAAUCAGUAACAAGUCAAUGUCAAAGUGUAUUACAAAAACGACAAGAAUUAUGGCAAUCUGUAUCUAAUCUAAAUGGUGUUGCUGAUUUAACAGAACAAAUUCGAAAAUCAAAUAAUAGUUUCUAUCUAUUUUCUGUUAUUCUUUUAAUAUUAUGUGUUAUGUUUAUGGCUGGUUGUGUUUGUCGUCCGUAUGUUCGUUAUAGUCGUGUCAGGAAAUUUAAAUAA
Messenger RNA from Rotaria sp. Silwood1, 3522 nucleotides. The record is from the annotation of a GenBank genome assembly. NCBI's taxonomy places the organism in Eukaryota, Metazoa, Rotifera, Eurotatoria, Philodinida, Philodinidae.